GCUCCAGCGGCGCAUGCGCUAGAGGGCGGAAGCGAGGUCUUGGCGCAUGCACAGCCUGGGCCCUCCCAGCAGCCUCCAGAGCAAGAUGGCGCCGCGGGAAUCUCCAUCCCUGUCUGUCUGAGGGAACGCCAAGUGACUGUGUCCAUCGCUGUGUUCCAGCUCCGCGAGAAAGCAGAAGCUGAGCCCCGGCGGGUGCGAUGGCCGCUGUGGUGGCCAAGCGGGAAGGGCCGCCGUUCAUCAGCGAGGCAGCUGUGCGGGGCAACGCCGCGGUCCUGGAUUACUGCCGGACCUCAGUGUCAGCGCUGUCGGGGGCCACGGCCGGAAUCCUCGGCCUCACCGGCCUCUACGGCUUCAUCUUCUACCUGCUUGCCUCCAUCCUGCUCUCCCUGCUCUUAAUUCUCAAAGCGGGAAGGAGGUGGAACAAAUAUUUUAAAUCACGAAGACCUCUCUUUACAGGAGGUCUCGUCGGAGGCCUCUUCACCUACGUCCUGUUCUGGACAUUCCUCUACGGCAUGGUGCACGUCUACUGAAAUGGGGGCAGGGAUGACUUUUUAAAAAAAACAGAUUGGGAAGACUGUUGCCAGAAAUUAACGACGUGUAGACUUACUUAGUUUUUAAAUUGUUGAAUUCGCUGCUUGUUCUGUAACGUUAUCAGUAACUUAUAUCUGAAGACGAAGAGCCUGUAAUAUUCUUCAGAUUAAAUGAAGCGUGAGACACUUUA
Messenger RNA from Rhinolophus ferrumequinum (greater horseshoe bat), 721 nucleotides. RefSeq names its product ER membrane protein complex subunit 6 (gene EMC6). NCBI's taxonomy places the organism in Eukaryota, Metazoa, Chordata, Mammalia, Chiroptera, Rhinolophidae. The transcript is spliced from 2 exons. Gene Ontology annotation, cellular component: endoplasmic reticulum; EMC complex; membrane. The coding region runs from base 198 to 530 and encodes 110 amino acids. The record is from RefSeq and is a predicted model, not a curated record. Gene Ontology annotation, biological process: autophagosome assembly; protein folding in endoplasmic reticulum.